CCGAAUGCACUCUGCUAAACCCUAAAGUUGCUACUAGCUGUCCCGCUAGGGUUUAAGAACCAAAACCAUUCCUUCACAAGACAAGUUAACAACCCGCCCACCCAUUUAGGGAACUCAUAUAAAUUUGAUUACUGUCGCUCCCUCUUCUGUAACUAUGAGAUUUGAUUUCCCCUUACUCAACAUAAAUUUUACCCUAGAAAGCUCUGAUUUUUAUUUUCCCAGGCAUGGUGGGGUUUCUACCUAAACCCACCAUUGUUGACGAAGAAGAAUAUAAUCAAGCUUCCAAAUCCAAAAACUUUCAAGACCCAAUUGAAGAUGUCAAGCUCUCUGAUUUAUCAUUCGCCGAUUCUUUUCUUGAUUUUGACUCCAUAAAGGAUUUUUUUGAAGAUAGCACAGGAAAAAGGAAGAUGGCUGAUGAAGGCUCUUGUUUUGAGUCAAGACCAAUGAUGGAUUGUUCUAAUCCAAGUUUUGAGGAGCCAAUUGAUAGUGGGUCUGGCUGUGUCGUGAUGGUGAAAGAUGAAAAGGUGGGGCUUGAAGAAGAGGGGAGUUUGGGUUCCUCUAUUGAAGAGGCUAUGGGAAAAGUUAGUUUGGUUCGUUCAAGUCCUGUUUGUGGUGAUGGGAUUGUUGUGAAAGAGGUAAGUUUGAUUUCUGGGCCAUGUUCGGUUGUUACUGAUGGGAGUGUUGCUGAAGGUGGAGUGGCAAGUAGUAAGAUGGAUACUGGCAAUAUAAAUUUGGCGACGGAAUCAUGUUCUGUUAUUGGUGUAGGGGUAAGUGAUAUUAUAACAGCUAAUGAGAAUGGAAGUGGAAGUGAUUCUGGAUCUGCCAGUGCAAGUAGUUCCUCUUCAACAUCAUCUUCUGACAAUAGUGAUAGUAGUAGUUGCAACAGCAGUGAUGAUGAUGAUGAUGAUGGGGAGGAGGAGGAGGAAGUCAGACUGCAAUUGAAUAGAGAAGUAGAAGAGGGUGAGAUUGAAGAAGGUGAGAUAAGGGAUAUUAAUGGAGGGGAGACGGUUGGUAAGACUGCUGAUGAUGAGGAGGAAGAGGAGGAUGAAGAUGAUGGAUACAAGAUGCUUGAUUGGAGCGAUGUUGAAUUUGAUAAUGUUGAGGAGGCAGAGGCGGAGGAGGAUGCUUAUGUUGCAAAGGGACCCAUUAUGUCAAAGAAUGAGCUUAAGGUUCUUCCUCCAGUUCCUCCUGUAGAUGUUACAUUGCAACCUCAUCAUCAAAUGCUGCCUGUUGGAACUGUUUUGUCAAUUUUAGGUGCCCAAGUCAUUGUGGAGGGGGUGGAGAAGCAUAAUCCUCUUAAUGAGGGUUCCAUCCUUUGGAUAACUGAAAAAAGAUCUCCUUUGGGGCUUGUUGAUGAGAUAUUUGGACCUGUUCAAAACCCCUAUUAUGUGGUGAGAUACAAUUCUGAAAGUGAAGUCCCUGCUGGGAUCCAUCAAGGCACUUCAAUUUCUUUUACUCCUGAGUUUGCCAAUCAUGUGCUCAAGGACAAGGAUCUUUACAAGAAAGGGUAUGAUGCAUCUGGUGAUAAUGAUGAAGAGUUGUCGGAUGAUGCAGAGUUCUCAGAUGAUGAGAAAGAGGCCGAGUACAGGAGAAUGCAAAAAAUGUCUAAAAGGGGCAUGAAUUGUCAGACAGUUGGAAACAAGAAAAAUAACAGAAAGAAGGUUAAUAAUAGAAAUGUGAAUUGGAAGAAUGAUAUACCCUCAGGACAGCAAAACUUGAUGGGUGUCAGCCAGCCACCACCUGAUCAGAACCAGCAAAAUCGAUCUUCUGUAGGAGUAUCCAUGAAUAAUUGUUCUACUUCAACCACAGGACAGGAUUUUCAUGGUGGAACUAGCUUUUUUCCAUCAUUUCCACCAAUAGUUCCAACUGCGGGUGUUUUCCAACCUUCUAAUGGAAUCUGGGUAAAUGGGUUGCCUCCUCAGCAUCCACAGAAUGGAGUUGUUCCUGGUGGAUUUCCAACUAAUAAUAUACCAUGGCCUGCUCAGAAUCAACUUCCACAUCAGAUGCCAUUUCAGCAACAGUUCAAUCCUAAUCAAAGUCCAAUUCCUACUGGCAUGCUAUCAGGCGCACAGAUGAAUCUUUUUGCUGGACCUUCGCCUUGGCCUCCAGUUUUAGGCCAAAAUUGCUUUAACCAAGCUACGUUUGGGAUGGGCUUCCAGGGUCAACCUGCUCCAAACUUGAAUACCAUCAAUAUGGGAGACAAAGUAAUGCUGUCCAGUGGACCACUGAUGGGACAGAAUGGUAAUCAAUCACCUCUGCCUGUCGUUCCUGACAACUCUCAAGCUCCUCGGCAAUAUAAUCCCGGUGCCUCUACAAGUAACAGAAGGAAACCAUUUCAUCAUCGCAGGGGUGGCCGUUUUGCAGGUGGGAGAGGUAGAGGCAGGCAGCCAUCAAAUGAAGGUCAUUAGCUGUAGGCAUUUUGGGAUUGGCCUAGCUUGUGCUUUUUUUUUUGCUUUAUCGUUUAUCCGUUGUGUAUAUUUGAACUAUGUCUACUUAUCUACAUCAGAUGAACUAUUCGAAAUGAUAAAGAUAGUGAAAUUUUCCCCCCUUUUCCAAUGAAAUCCUUUUGCCU
Molecule: messenger RNA, 2572 nt
Organism: Jatropha curcas
Lineage: Eukaryota; Viridiplantae; Streptophyta; Magnoliopsida; Malpighiales; Euphorbiaceae
Gene: NAF1
Product: nuclear assembly factor 1
Biological process (GO): pseudouridine synthesis; box H/ACA snoRNP assembly; ribosome biogenesis
Cellular component (GO): sno(s)RNA-containing ribonucleoprotein complex
Molecular function (GO): RNA binding
Source: RefSeq, a predicted model, not a curated record